GCUUUAGGACCUGGAGGGGCACGGCGAGCCGGGGUCGGGGGAGGUCGGGAGCGCGCCCGUGAGCCGGGAGCAGCGGCGGCUUCAGUGGCGUCGGGAGCGAGCCGACCCGGGAGCGGCGAGGGUAUAGGAGGAGGAGCCCGGGGCUCGAUUCAGUAACCAUGGCACAGACAGAGAAACGGGGGGGCUUACUCCGAAAAUCUUCAGCCUCCAAAAAACCACUGAAGGAAAAAGUGGUGCUGAUGUAUGAUGAGAUCUUCAUGACAGAGGAUCCCAGUAAAUGCAGUCCUCGGUUUUGGGAAGAGCUCUUCCUCAUGAAGGUGAAUUUAGAGUACUUAGAAGGCAAGUUGGAAUCUCUCGAUGGUGAGGAGUUAAUGAAGAUCAAGGACAAUAUUAAUUGCUUAUUUCAACACUGCAUCCAGGCUCUGGGAGAGGAGCAUCCAAUUCGAGUUGUCAAUGCAUUGCAGACUUUGUGUGCACUCAUUCGAGGAGUCCAUCAGAAGAAUAAGUCUACCUCUGGGUUUGACAUUAUCAACAUGCUGAUGGGCUUUGAUAAGGCGGAGCUGUGCAUGAAGAACUUGAUGGAGAGUUUGGAUUCACUGCUUUGUGCAGAAGGUUCUGAAAGUCUGAAGAGUUUAUGUCUGAAACUUCUCCUUUGCUUAGUGACCGUGACAGAUAACAUCAGUCAGAACACUAUCCUGGAGUAUGUAAUGAUCAACAGCAUAUUUGAAGCAAUUUUACAGAUACUCUCUCACCCCCCAAGUCGUAGGGAGCAUGGGUAUGAUGCUGUUGUCCUCUUGGCAUUGCUUGUGAACUACAGAAAGUAUGAGUCUGUGAAUCCUUAUAUUGUGAAGCUGUCUAUUGUGGAUGAUGAGGCCACACUCAAUGGAAUGGGGCUUGUGAUUGCUCAGGCUUUAUCUGAGUACAACAGGCAGUAUAAAGACAAGGAAGAAGAACACCAGAGCGGUUUUUUCUCUGCUUUAACAAACAUGGUGGGCAGCAUGUUCAUAGCAGAUGCCCAUGAGAAAAUAUCUGUACAAACCAAUGAGGCCAUUCUUCUGGCGCUUUAUGAAGCUGUUCAUUUAAAUCGCAAUUUCAUCACAGUGUUAGCCCAGAGUCAUCCAGAAAUGGGCUUGGUGACAACCCCUGUCAGUCCUGCUCCAACAACCCCAGCCACACCACUUGGGACCACACCACCCUCCUCUGACGUUAUAAGUUCUGUGGAACUCCCACUGGAUGCAGAUGUACAGACCAGUAAUCUACUGAUAACCUUUUUAAAGUAUAGCUCGAUUGUCAUGCAGGACACCAAAGAUGAGCACCGGCUUCACAGUGGCAAACUCUGUUUGAUUAUCCUUACAUGUAUUGCAGAGGAUCAGUAUGCCAAUGCAUUUUUGCAUGAUGACAACAUGAAUUUUCGAGUAAACUUACAUAGAAUGCCUAUGAGACACAGGAAGAAGGCAGCAGACAAGAAUCUUCCCUGCCGACCUUUAGUGUGUGCAGUACUGGACUUGAUGGUAGAGUUUAUUGUAACACACAUGAUGAAGGAGUUUCCUAUGGAUCUCUACGUACGCUGCAUUCAGGUAGUACAUAAACUGCUUUGCUACCAGAAGAAGUGUAGAGUACGCCUGCAUUACACCUGGCGGGAACUCUGGUCAGCCUUGAUCAAUUUGCUGAAGUUUCUUAUGUCAAAUGAGACCGUACUUUUGGCCAAACACAACAUUUUUACAUUAGCCCUUAUGAUUGUGAACCUAUUUAAUAUGUUUAUCACAUAUGGCGACACAUUCCUGCCUACCCCCAGCAGCUAUGAUGAACUCUACUAUGAGAUUAUCCGCAUGCACCAGAGCUUUGACAACCUCUACUCCAUGGUCCUGAGGCUUUCUACCAAUGCAGGCCAAUGGAAAGAAGCAGCUAGCAAGGUGACCCAUGCAUUGGUUAAUAUCAGAGCCAUCAUCAACCAUUUUAACCCCAAAAUUGAAUCCUACGCUGCUGUGAAUCACAUAUCCCAACUGUCAGAGGAGCAGGUGCUGGAGGUAGUACGAGCCAACUAUGACACGCUCACACUGAAGCUGCAGGAUGGCCUGGACCAAUAUGAGCGCUACUCAGAGCAGCACAAGGAGGCUGCCUUCUUCAAAGAGCUUGUUCGAUCCAUUAGCACCAACGUCCGGAGAAACCUGGCCUUCCACACACUCAGCCAGGAGGUCCUGCUCAAGGAGUUCUCCACCAUAUCCUGAGGCCACACCCACCUGAGCAGCCUCUGACUGCCCUUACCCUUGAGGCUCCUGGGCUGGAGGGAGAGUGAGGGGAGAGAAGGCUGCCCCCAAGAUUGGAGAAAAACGCAUACUGAGUGCUCUCUGUGAAGGCCACACUCUCAGUGGAGCUUGGACAGCAGGGGCCAGGAGGGGCAAACCAGGGAUAAUCUUAUCUGGGGAGGGAUGGGUGGGCACAGAGAGGCCUCCAAGAAUGUGGGGAUUUCCAGGGUGUGCACCCGGACACACCCUCAAUUUCCAAUUGACAUAACAAUUUGUGGCCACAGACUUAGUUUUCAGGAGCUGGUGGGCAAGCCCCAGUGAUGCCAACACCAUGAGAGUCAAUGGCUUUCCCAGGCAUUUGAAAACAGAUCAGCUCAAUGAAGGUGGAGCCACAUCCUGCUUCAUUUGGGCCUGGGGCUGAGCUGGGCUUGAAAUCUGUGUCCCCGGCUCCCACUGGCACUCUGUCCAGUCAUUAGGACCACUAGCUCAGGCUUAGGGUAGGGUAGGCGUGGGUGCCUUUUUUCUGUUUCCUAAAUCCAGAGCUGAUUCCUCUGGUAGACUGGAGAUUAGAAUAUGCCCAAUACUCUGCUGUCUGGCCAUCACUUUCUGGAUUUGAGCUUUGGCCGCCUGAAGCACCUGUUGACUUUCCCUCCGUCAACCCACUCAUCAGCACAAUAGAGUCACAACCUUAACUUUCAUUUUUAAUCUGUUUUAAACUGUCUUUAGGGUGUGUGUGUGUGAAAUAAACAUUGACAGGUUUUCUGGAGCCCUCAGGUGCCUGCUUUGCUGGUUCCCUUUCCAGCAGCUUCCCUACCUUUCUACCCACGCCCUCUUCUGGGAGCUUCUCUGUGUUCUGCCCCUUCACCUGGCUGUUGUUUACAUCCAGCCUGCCUGAGAAUUUCCUCUGGGGAGGAAUCAGUCCUGCUGUGGUGUGGUGCCUGGGAAGGAGAAAACCUGCUGGGGGCUGGGUGUCCUCCAUCUGAAAGAGAUCAGAUGAACAUCACAGAUAGGGCUUCCAUUCUGCCUGCCUGUAUUCUGGGUCGGGGCAUGGCAAAUCUGACCUUUGGGAAGUUGGCCUGUGAUUCUUCCCUUUGGAUAGCCUCCGUGGGACCAUUAUAGGUUUUCCUUACCCCACAGCUGCCUCAGAAGUAGCUGCUUCUCCGAGAUCUUCUCUUUCCAAAACACUUUCUAAAGCUGUCAGAAUGGCAGAGAGCAGGCAGCACAGGAAGAAUAUGGGAGUGAGUGCAGGAACUCAGCAGUGAGAACAGGUCUGGGACCUCCCCAGCUGCUAUUCCACUUAGCCUCAAAUUUCUUUGGGAUACUUGCCCUCCCUGGGAACCAGAAUUCUGGGUCCGACAUUGAGCAGAUCUGCACUUGUUCCAGAGAAGCCACAAUAUGCUGCUGUGUAUAGGGUAGACACUUAAGAGAUCAGGGGCUGGGUCAUCUCUGAUCACUAGAUGGAUAGCCCAGCCUGGGGCAAUCAGUGUUUUCCUCAGUGAUAAACCUCCGAGGAGCUGGAGCUGGUGGCACGUUGAAGUUAUUAAAAAUUGAUUUGAAUGGGACAGUCUUUUUAGUGCUUUUUUUUUUUUCUUCUUAAUCUCUGUUGCCCAGAACUCAUUUCUCAAAGACAGAGUUAAAGUAAUCUCCCACGUGCUGGUCCCCUCAGGCUAGGAACCCCUGCCUGUCCUUGCAUAUGCUCCUCCUCUGAGUUUCCUGGCCCUAGUGGAGGCCAGUUCAGUUCAGUUGUAGCUUCCCUUACCCUCUGGGUGGAAAGGAGGAGAAGGGGGUUCCCUUCCCUCCAAACUUAGUGGUGUUGAGGAGGCCAGCCAACCCAUCUGGACCACUUCUGGAUUCCUGCCAGCCUUUCCUAUGGGCUGACCAAGGCCAGGUCUAAGGCAUGGGCCAAUAUACAGAAGACUCCUUGCCCUUCAUUGGAAAGGCUUGUCUCUUGGCCCAUUUCUUCACAUAUACCCUUUCUAAGAACUGAAUAAGAUUCCAAUCCUCUCCUAGAAAUUAGCCCCAAAAGGAGCUGCCUA
This is a messenger RNA of Trichechus manatus latirostris (Florida manatee), 4282 nucleotides long. It is a transcript of the gene ARMH3, whose product is annotated as armadillo like helical domain containing 3. NCBI's taxonomy places the organism in Eukaryota, Metazoa, Chordata, Mammalia, Sirenia, Trichechidae. The record is from RefSeq and is a predicted model, not a curated record. Gene Ontology annotation, cellular component: cytosol. The coding region runs from base 159 to 2228 and encodes 689 amino acids. The transcript has 26 exons.